This is a messenger RNA of Thunnus maccoyii (southern bluefin tuna), 4454 nucleotides long. It is a transcript of the gene kcnk4a, whose product is annotated as potassium channel, subfamily K, member 4a. The transcript has 8 exons. Lineage: Eukaryota; Metazoa; Chordata; Actinopteri; Scombriformes; Scombridae. Bases 742 to 2613 code for a protein of 623 amino acids. Gene Ontology annotation, biological process: potassium ion transmembrane transport; stabilization of membrane potential. The record is from RefSeq and is a predicted model, not a curated record. Gene Ontology annotation, molecular function: potassium ion leak channel activity. Gene Ontology annotation, cellular component: membrane.
AAGAGUAAGAAAAAUCGUGAGGAACAUAACUCUGACUUUGAAGAAACAAGUGUCUCUUUUUGUUUCCAAAAAAGACAGAAGUUGGAAAGGCGAGGUUUUAGAGAGCAAAGCCCCCCCACGACCAGCUCAGGAAACUCCGGGCCCUCUGCUCUUCCUCUGCAGUGACGGCACUUAAUCACACUCAGAGGGCUGUGAUGGACUUCACAUGCACUCACACGCCUCCGCCUCGUCCCUUUCUUCUUCUCCUCCUCCUACAAUCUGCUCUCCUCUGUCAGAGUGAUGUAGGGUCACGAGAAUGGGGAAACACCUUCCAAGGAGAAAACACACAUGCACACAUGCACUUUCACAACACACACACACACACACACACACAGAGAGAGCUCCUCGCUGAGUGCUGAAUGGUGAGAGAACAGCACAUGCUGCAUGAGACGAAGUUGGAUAGCAACAUUUCUCCAAACUGAAGACACUCCCUACUCCCUGAGGACAUCGGAGUACCAGACAGAGCCGAGCAGAGAUCUGAGAGAAAGUGUGAAGAGGGAAGAAGAGUCACAUCACCUGAUUCGUGGAGCUUUAACAUGGGAUGAGCUCCUGACAUCAGUGUCUUAAGUCCCUCUCUAAAGGAACUUCCUGUUUAUGGCCAGCUGUGUCCCCCGUGUAUACUGACUGCGAGCCCGACGAGAUCCUGGCCUCUGAGCUCUGACCUUUAACCCUGGAGGGGCUGGGAGGGUCGUCGGGGAGAAAAUGCGGUGCACCACCCUCUUGGCCCUGCUGACGGGGGUCAUGCUGUACCUGGUGAUGGGAGCGCUUGUUUUCCGUACUCUGGAGUCCUCCUCCGAGAGCCUGAAGUAUGAAAAUCUGCUGAGAGCAAAGAAGACCUUCCUUCAUAAUCACUCCUGUGUCAGCGAACAUGAAUUCUACAAGCUUGUGAAGACAGUGGUGUCUGCGGUGGAGGCAGGUCUGGAUGUGAGCAGCCUCCCUGCCAACUUCACCAGCCGCUGGGAUGUAGCCUCCGCCUUCCUCUUCUGUGGUACCAUCAUAACCACCAUAGGUUUUGGGAACCUGUCUCCUCGGACGUGGUACGGCCAGUUGUUCUGCGUGUGCUACGCUCUGGUGGGGAUCCCUAUGUUUGGCAUACUGCUAGCUGGAGUGGGUGACCACAUGGGCACGGUGCUGCGGAGAGCUGUGGCCAAGAUUGAGACCCUCUUCCUGAAACACAAGGUCAGGCCCACCACUGUGCGUGUGACCUCAGCGGUCCUCUCCAUCCUGAUUGGGUGUCUGAUCUUUCUCGCCGUGCCGACAGUCGUGUUUCAGAAAGUGGAGAAAUGGUCGUUUCUGGAGUCGCUCUACUUUGUGGUCAUCACUCUCACCACUGUUGGCUUUGGAGACUACGUACCAGGUGGCGGUCAUGAAGGCGGUUUUUUUUUCAAGCCGCUGGUGUGGUUGUGGAUAGUGUUUGGUCUCGCUUACUUCGCCUCCAUCCUCACCAUGAUAGGCAACUGGCUGCGGGUGCUGUCGAAAAGGACCCGCGCUGAGAUGGAGGAGUUGAGGGCUCACGCGACAGACUGGACCCAGAACAUCCAGAACAUGUCGAUGGACUUUCGAAUCCCCAACCCUCUGGAGUUUAAUGACCCCUUCCUACUGCAGCGCCGGAAAUGGAAACGCAGUCAGCGUCGCCGCAUCCGCCGGGGAGCUGAAGGCACUCUGGGAUACUUGGAUCGCAGGGGAUCUGAGAAUGGACACCUGCCGAACCGCUGGGCCCCCCUCUCCAGCUCCAUGAGCCGAAUAGAGGACCAUUCCUCUCUUGAGAGGGCGGCAGUGCCCAAACCGCGAGUGAGGAUCGUUGUUCCUAGAGGUGGAGGCGGAACAGUCCCAAAAGUGGGGUCUAGACUGAGGGUUGACCCCGUUGUGGGUAUUCAAGUGGAGGGAAGGGCGUUUCCUCACCUGCUGGCCCGCUCAUUCUCCCUCCCUGUGGCCCGCUCCACCUCAGAGCUGGACUCGGCAGGUGUAGCCAUGCAGGGAGUGACGCUCUCUGGAUUAGAGUCUCCGUUUGACUCCAGAUCAGAAGCCUCCUCGGCCUCCUCGUCCUUCUCGGCGCUCUGCGGGUUCCAGCCCUACUGCGCAGUCAGCAGUGUGGAGGAGGGAGGAGCGAGAGCAGCAGAGAUGAACACAUCAAAGGAGAAAGACAAACUGAUUCCAGCAGAAGGAAGUAGAAUUGUUGAAAACAGACGCACACCCACACCUGGUUUCCUCCCAUACUCCUCCACCCCUCCUUCCCGUCGUCCUUCUUUUUACCACCCAGUCCUCUCCCCAUCCGGCUGCCAGCUGCUGGAUUUCUUUGGGGAGAACCUGGCGUACAUCGACGAGUCCUCAGACACUCUGAGCGACCGCGACCGGGCCAAGCCGGCAGCAAACGAGGAGAAGAAGAAGCGGCCGCGAAAGCCCAAAAGGAGGAGCAUGAGGAGGCAGCUGUCACACAAGUUGAGCCCCCUGCAGGUGAGGAGGCCCAACAGCGAUAUGCAGCCACCGUCCAAUCCCCCAACACCACCUCCAGACUCUUCUCUUUCAGACGUACCUCGUUCAGAGAGCCAGAAAGACUCAAAGCCAACACUCUGACAGCCACCACACUCACGAGAUGGUGCCAAAGUCAAGAUGGGACAGAACAUAAUAAUGCACACUAAAGCUGUGGGUUUACAGCAGACUUGACACUCCUACUGAUAUUUUAAAUCAACAAUAAGUAAAGCUAUUCAAAGUUAGCCUCACAAAGUCAGCCCACACAUUUUGAUUUGUUAGGUUGCGGUCUGGAAAAGCUCAGUAGACAUUUGUUUGAGACAGGAAUCCCUUUAAGUGGUCUGGACAGCAGAUGAUUGAUAAUAACUGCUUCCCUUCACUGAGACAAAUGCACACUUCACUAACCUGUCACUGGUCUUUGAGUCAGAUUUGCAAACCACAAAAAAUAUAUCUGUUGGUCUGUAAAUGCCAGGUUGCUUCGACAUUUGUCUCAGAAACUUAGUUUUUAAAUCAAUCUAAAGAGAGAAACAAGCCUUGCAAGUGAGGGACUUGUGCUUAAAUUUGAAACAACCAUCCCUGCUGUUGGUCAUAAGUUUUAGUGGUUUCAGGAGACAAUGAGUCACAUCAUUAAACAUAAUUAUCCACUUAAUUGAUCUGGCUUCCAGUUCAGUCAAACCUCAUUGUUUUCAGCUCUAAAUCUAAUAUUUAAACCGGCUUUGUGAGGCUAACUCUCAGCUUUAGUUUGUCACAGUGUAUUUAUAGCAGAGGUGUACCGCCCCACCUGAAACACACACAAACACAAUGCUCUUUUAUGGAAAAGAAAAAAAUUAAAAGGGAAAUAAAAGAAAGGGAAAGAGAGCAGAGGCGCUGUUAGUCACAGAAAAUGCCACAUAUUAAAUAAGUGUGGUUGUUUUUAGGCUGUCAUCUAAACAAACUAAAUGGAUCACCAGAUGAGAAUGCUCCAGGAUCUGGGUGGCUCACCACCUCGGCUAAAAAAGAAAUUCCCCGGGGGGAAAACCCUGCAGUGGGUGGAGAACCCAAACCACAACAACAGUACAUUAGUAUUAAGCACUUGGGAAGGACCACAGCCAUAAUUCACCCUCAAACCAGCGUCAGUCCUUUGUGUAGUUCUGUCAUUACAAGUCCUGACUAUUGGAAACUUUCAAGAUGGAAAGUGUGCAGUUGUUUAAGGGAGUAAGCAGGUCGCCAACUCCUUCCCCUAAAGGUUCUGUGAUCUUCUGGUUCAUGAAACCGCUCUUGAAUUAUUUUUUAAAGGGAAAAAAAGGGUAAAAGACAAUUUAACAGAUCAUGUUGUUUUCCACUGCUUUUGUGCUCCUCACAUCAUGAUAAUAGUUGUGCGCUCGCCUCGGAAAUAAGUGGUCAGAGAGCUAUUAAACAACGCUAAGUUUAUUUUUAAGUUUGUGGUGUUAACCAGCUGUACUGUCCUUAAGUGUCCUGAACUCACUGUUGGCGAGAUUCUUCUUGUGACCACUGCUCCUUAUUUGGCUUAUACUGUUUGACUUGAAUCGAUUUUUAUUAUUUUUAAGGACCGUGGCCACAUAAACAAUUGUGUAGCUUUUUUAACACGCCUUUCAAGUGCUAUUUGUCCUCAGUUGAACCUUCUUUGUUGCCUCAUCUUAUUGUCCUAAAGUGACAUGUUAAAGUGAUGAUUACCAGACCUGUUAAGCUCACAUACUGCUGUUUGACAUUAACUUUUACAAGGCCUUGUGAUUCAGUAAUGUCAUGGUGAUAAUUUAUCUCUUUUUCUUAUUGCACAAUGCCUAUAGUACCUAUGAAAUGAUGCCGUGUGAUAUAAAACCCAAGCCAUGAUCCAAUUAGGGCUACAAUUAACGAUUAUUUUCCUUAUCAUUACAUCUUUUUUUCUCUCUUUUUUUUAAAAUCAAUUAGUCAUUUGGUCUAUAAAAUGUAGGACGUAGAAUGUAAGA